AUGUCUUUGGCAGGAAAGAGACCAGAUUCUCACUCCAGUAGGAAGAGAUUCUCCGAUAGCGGGAAGAGUCCUUCAGGGAAACCAGAACCAGAGACUCCCAAACCAGCAAGACGACACCAGUGUUCCCAUUGUGGAAAGAGUUUUAUGAAGUUACGGAACCUUAAAGAGCAUGAGAGGACACACACGGGAGAAAAGCCUUUCCAAUGUUCUCAGUGUGGAAAGAGUUUUACCGUGUUAGUUAACAUGAAAAGGCAUGAGAGAAUACACACGGGAGAAAAGCCUUACCAAUGUUCCCAAUGUGGAAAGAGUUUUACCUUGUUAGUUAACAUGAAAAGGCAUGAGAGAAUACACACGGGAGAAAAACCUUACCAAUGUUCUCAGUGUGGCAAGAGUUUCACCCAGUUAGGGAGCCUGAAAAUACAUAACAGAAUACACUCUGGAAAGAAGUCUUACCACUGCUCCCAAUGUGGGAAGAGUUUUAACCUGUUAAAGCACCUGAAAUCACAUAAAAGAACACAUUCAGGAGAGAAGCCUUUCCACUGUUCUCAAUGUGGAAAGACAUUUUCUCAGUCAGAGGACCUGAAAUCACAUGAGAGAAUAGAGAGGCUGUGUUCUGACUUGUGUUUUUGACUGGGAAUUUGUGUUUUUGUUUAUGCAACUUGGAAGUCAUAUUGUUUUUAUGAAACCUUACUCACAUCAAUCAUUUUUUUUACAUGAAACCUUACUCAAAAAUAUAAAUCAAAUUGUUGAUAUGAAACCUUACUAACAUACACCUUAGCCAAAUAUAUUUAAACUCAGUUUUUCACAAUUCCUGACAUUAAAUCCUUGUAAAAAAUGCCCUGUCUUAUGUCAGUUAGGAUCACCACUUUUUAUUAAGAAUGUGAAAUGUCAGAAUAAUAGUAGAGAGAAUAAUUUAUUUCAGCUUUCAUUUCUAUCAUCACAUUCCCAGUGGGUCAGAAGUUCACAUCCACUCAAUUAGUAUUUGGUAGCAUUGCCUUUAAAUUGUUUAAUUUGGGUCAAACAUUUCGGGUAGCCUUCCACAAGCUUCUCACAAUAAGUUGGGUGAAUUUUGGCCCAUUCCUCCUAACAGAGAUGGUGUAACUGGGUCAGGUUUGUAGGCCUCCUUGCUCACACACGCUUUUUCAGUUCUGCCCACACAUUUUCUAUAGGAUUGAGGUCAGGGCUUUGUGAUGGCCACUCCAAUACCUUGACUUUGUUGUCCAGUUAAGUCAUUUUGCCACAACUUUGGAAGUAUGCUUGGGACCAUUGUCCAUUUGGAAGACCAGUUUGCAACCAAGCUUUAACUUCCUGACUGAUGUCAUGAGAUGCUGUUUCAAUAUAUCCAUAUAAUUUUCCUUCCUCCUGAUGCCAUUUAUUUAGUGAAGUGCAACAGUCCCUCCUGCAGCAAAGUACCCACACAACAUGAUGC
Messenger RNA from Oncorhynchus nerka (sockeye salmon), 1429 nucleotides. RefSeq names its product zinc finger protein 436-like. Gene Ontology annotation, molecular function: RNA polymerase II cis-regulatory region sequence-specific DNA binding; DNA-binding transcription factor activity, RNA polymerase II-specific. The record is from RefSeq and is a predicted model, not a curated record. The transcript has a single exon. The coding region runs from base 1 to 630 and encodes 209 amino acids. NCBI's taxonomy places the organism in Eukaryota, Metazoa, Chordata, Actinopteri, Salmoniformes, Salmonidae. Gene Ontology annotation, biological process: regulation of transcription by RNA polymerase II.